CUCAGAAAACAGGGAAGGGGAGCAGAGAGGGUCAGAGGGACUGCCAGGCAGCCAAGAGCCCGGAGCAAGAUCAGCUGUACUGCCAGGACUGGUGAGCUUCCAAAUUUUACUAUUAACAUGCCUCACAAGUUCACCAUCCGCACCUACCAUUUCCCUACAUUUUGUGAUCACUGUGGCUCAUUAUUAUGGGGCUUCAUACGACAAGGAUUACAAUGUGAAGGAUGUAAAAUGAACGUACACAGACGCUGUGAAUCCAAUGUGGCACCAAAUUGUGGAGUGGACUCUCCAGCGGAUCUUGGCAUUUUGCCGGAUAAUAUGCCAGCAGCUGGGCAAAAGCAAAACGCAGGUGCUCAGGAGGCUCAGCUGUCGGUCCCUGGGGGUCCAUAG
Messenger RNA from Staurois parvus, 387 nucleotides. NCBI's taxonomy places the organism in Eukaryota, Metazoa, Chordata, Amphibia, Anura, Ranidae. The record is from the annotation of a GenBank genome assembly.